This is a messenger RNA of Stereum hirsutum FP-91666 SS1, 1167 nucleotides long. RefSeq lists its product as uncharacterized. The record is from RefSeq and is a predicted model, not a curated record. The transcript is spliced from 12 exons. Bases 71 to 943 code for a protein of 290 amino acids. Lineage: Eukaryota; Fungi; Basidiomycota; Agaricomycetes; Russulales; Stereaceae.
ACGCCUCCCAACCCCAUCUUGACUUCGACCACGCAUAUUCCUUGUACACGCUCGUCUUUGAAACUAUUCGAUGAUUGCAUACGACCCGAGCCACGCCUCCACAGCGAUCUACUCGCGAGAUGCCGCAUCUUCACUUACGCCUAACGAGACGCAGCGGAAUACGUUGAUUGUUGCGGGGUGUUAUAUCAUCGCGAUCGCGAUUCUUUGGCAUGUUCCGUACUUGAAUUUCAUCAUCUACCCCUUCAAGCUGCUCACGGUCGGUUUCCAUGAAAUGAGCCAUGCCUUCAUGGGCGUCCUCACAUGUGCCCACAUACACUCCAUAGAACUGGAUCCGGACGAAGGCGGCGCCACACGCAUGUCGGGUGGUAUACCCUGGCUGACACUACCCGCUGGCUAUCUGGGCUCAUCCUUGAUCGGUGCAAUCCUCGUCGCCUGCGGCUUUGAUACGAACGCCUCGAAAAUAGCCAGCUUAGUGGUCGCCGUAUUCUUCUUGUUUACUCUAUGGUGGGCGAGGCGGAAUUGGCUGACAUGGGUUCUGAUCCUGGGUAUGAGCGGCCUGAUCGUGCUCUUCUGGUUCGUGGGAGGUGGUGUGGCGCUCAGAUACUUGAUCCUCUUCAUCGGCGUCAUGUCGUGCCUCUAUGUUCUCUGGGACGUGAUUGAUGAUACCAUCGCCCGCAAGGUCAACACGUCCGAUGCCUCAGCAUUCGCUGAGAUCUGUGGCUGCUGUCCGUCGCAAGUCUGGGGUGUCAUUUGGCUCGUCAUCGCCUUUGUCUUCUUCGCAUGCGGCAUCCUCGUCGGACUUGCAGCUUUCAAGGAAUCUGCGGAACAGCAAGCGCAAGAUUCAAAAGAUUUCCUACCCGUACCGGGAUCCGGAGCCCUCGCCACGACACCAUCCUUCGCCCUGCUCGCCCUCGUCGGGAUUCCAUUCCUUGCAUUACUGUAAUCCGUGAUAUCCUGUGCGACGUGUACUUCUAUACCUAUCUCUUCACAUUCUGUAUCAUUUGUUCAACCCUACUUUCUUGUGUUUUUCCUCCUUGGUUUUCACGUACUUACUACUUACCCUACCGUGUCGUUGUUUCGUCACGGUGUAGCAUGGGGGAUUACGAAAACGUGUUGUUGGACUAUGUCGGUUGAUACCUAAGUAAUGACCCCUUUAUCACUACUAAU